Octopus sinensis (East Asian common octopus) is the source of this 1496-nucleotide messenger RNA. Its product is annotated as zinc finger protein 2 homolog. NCBI's taxonomy places the organism in Eukaryota, Metazoa, Mollusca, Cephalopoda, Octopoda, Octopodidae. Gene Ontology annotation, cellular component: nucleus. Gene Ontology annotation, biological process: regulation of transcription by RNA polymerase II. The transcript is spliced from 5 exons. Bases 712 to 1359 code for a protein of 215 amino acids. Gene Ontology annotation, molecular function: DNA-binding transcription factor activity, RNA polymerase II-specific; RNA polymerase II transcription regulatory region sequence-specific DNA binding. The record is from RefSeq and is a predicted model, not a curated record.
UAAUUUCCACGUAACUAAACACUUUUAAACUUUGUAUACUGGUAGAAUGUGUUUAUAAAACAUCUUUUUCUCUUGGCUUUAUUGAGAAAAUUUUACAGUUUGUAAGAUAUUUGGUCUUAAUUAUUUAAAUUAUAAAUUAGGGUAUCUGCGAGAUACCACCAUGCUGAAAAUAGCAGCCAUGAUCCGACUCUAAGGUGGUUUCUAGCGCGUAGAGCCAUCUCGGGGAGGAUCGGGGAAAUAGAAUCAUUUAAAGGGGAAUACCUUUUUACAGCAGUGGAAAAUUUAAAUAUUCAUGGUGGUUUAAUUUCGGGCACUGAUGCGUAAGAAUACGAAUAUCCCAACUUGUUGACGUCAAAGAAAUUUCUUCAUUGAGAUGUACCUUUGAUAGUUUUAUCAACUUUCAUCAACUAAAGGAAGAUGAUAUAUUUAUAAGGAGCAUUCAUCAACACAUCAACCUCUUUAUAUAAAUAAUAUCUAUGACAAACAACAGUGAAAUAUUUUUCUUGUCUUCACUGUCUGGAAUGUAGAGGAGGUGAUUGCUUUACAUGUUGGAUAACUUUACAAACAAGUUGACAGUUUUCACCUGCUGAGUUAGAUAUUAAAUAAUCCCACAGAUGAGAGAAACAUAGCCUUAAAUUUUUCCCUGAAAAUAGUGACUCAACUGAACAUGAACAUAUUCAUAGAAAUGAAAAAAAUAUCAUUGUGAUAUGUAUGGUAAAUUAUUCUCUCAUGAUGAAUAAUUUAAUAAAAUCUGACAACUGUGAUACAGGAGAGGAAUCAUAUUCCUGUGAUGUCUGUGGUAAAUCAUUCUCUGGAAAAAGUUACUUGACUGUUCACAAACGUACACAUACAGGAGAGAAGCCAUAUCAGUGUGAUAUCUGUGGUAAAUCAUUCUCUCAAAGUAAUUACUUAACUAAACACAAACUUGUUCAUACAGGUGAGAAACCAUAUCAUUGUGAUAUCUGUGGCAAAUCGUUCUCUCAAAAUAGUCAGUUGACGAGUCACAGACUUACUCAUGCUAGGGAAAAGCCAUAUUCCUGUGAUGUUUGUGAUAAAUCAUUUUCUAAAAAUAGCACUUUAACUAAACACAAAAAUAUUCAUACAGGAGAGAAGCCAUAUCAUUGUGAUAUCUGUGGUAAAUCAUUCUCUGAAAGUAGUUACUUGACUAUUCACAGACGUGUUCACACUGGGGAAAGACCAUAUCACUGUGAUAUUUGUGGCAAAUCAUUUUCUUACAAUAACAAUUUAACCAGUCACAAGCGUAUUCAUACUGGAGAGAAGCCAUAUCAUUGUGAUGUCUGUGGUAAAUCAUUCUUUAAAAAAGGCCAUUUAAGUACACAUGUGAGUAGUCACACAUAAGUGUUACUGUAACUGUACAUUUACUAUAGAGCAGUUGUAUACUCUCUCUUUUACUUGUUUCAGUCAUGUGACUGUGGCCAUGCUGGAGCACCGCCUUUAGUCGAUCAAAUCGACCCCGGGACUUAUUCUUUGUAAGC